Choloepus didactylus (southern two-toed sloth) is the source of this 863-nucleotide messenger RNA. RefSeq names its product mitochondrial ribosomal protein S25 (gene MRPS25). The transcript is spliced from 4 exons. Gene Ontology annotation, molecular function: structural constituent of ribosome. The record is from RefSeq and is a predicted model, not a curated record. NCBI's taxonomy places the organism in Eukaryota, Metazoa, Chordata, Mammalia, Pilosa, Megalonychidae. Gene Ontology annotation, cellular component: mitochondrion. Bases 132 to 653 code for a protein of 173 amino acids.
GAGUCUGCGCAGGAAACGAGCGUGGCGGUGAGGAUAAGAGGCGUGAGUUCCGCUUAGGUUGUGGCGGCUGUUACUCCCCGGUUCUUGGGUGUUUUGCCGGCACCGCCACCGCCGCCGCCGCCGCCGCCGCCAUGCCCAUGAAAGGCCGCUUCCCCAUCCGCCGCACCCUGCAGUACCUGAGCCAAGGUGACGUGGUGUUCAAGGACUCGGUGAAGGUCAUGACGGUGAAUUACAACACGUACGGGGAGCUGGGCGAGGGCGCCAGGAAAUUUGUGUUUUUCAACAUUCCUCAGAUCCAGUAUAAAAACCCCUGGGUGCAGAUUAUGAUGUUCAAGAACAUGACCCCGUCACCUUUCCUGCGGUUCUAUCUAGAUUCUGGGGAGCAGGUCCUGGUGGAUGUGGAGACCAAGACCAAUAAGGAGAUCGUGGCGCACAUCAAGAAAAUCGUGGGGAAGAACGAGGAAACCCUCAAGAAGGAGGAGCAGGAGAAAAAGCAGCUCUCCCACCCAGCCCACUUUGGCCCCCGGAAGUAUUGCCUGCGCGAGUGCAUCUGUGAGGUGGAAGGGCAGGUGCCCUGCCCCGCCCUGGUGCCGUUACCCAAAGAGAUGAGAGGGAAGUACAGAGCAACACUGAAAGCCAGUGGCCAGGGCUGAGGGCGCCAGGCCUGACGGGAUGGGGUGUGAUCAUGUCUGUCCGGCCAGGGGAGAGAUUGCUGUGGGUCUGUCUUGGUCUCAGGGACAUUCCUGGUUCUGUUCCCAGAGAUACUCUGCAAGUCUCUUUGCAACAUCAAGAGCCCCUGAGGUAAAAGGGAAGGGGGAGGAACAUCUGCUGCAUCAUGUGAAUAAAACAUUCUUUAAUCACUC